Penicillium subrubescens is the source of this 810-nucleotide messenger RNA. Its product is annotated as ubiquinone-binding COQ10-like protein. The transcript has a single exon. The record is from RefSeq and is a predicted model, not a curated record. Bases 1 to 810 code for a protein of 269 amino acids. Lineage: Eukaryota; Fungi; Ascomycota; Eurotiomycetes; Eurotiales; Aspergillaceae. Gene Ontology annotation, molecular function: ubiquinone binding. Gene Ontology annotation, biological process: ubiquinone biosynthetic process; cellular respiration. Gene Ontology annotation, cellular component: mitochondrion.
AUGCGACCCACCUGCCACCCGCGACUACCAUGUCGCACAAUCCUCUCCUCAACCCGGCCACACUGCCCGGCCCAGCGCACCCUACCACGCAAACAACCCACACCUCGAACCCUCAGCACAGCACUCACUCGCCGUGCAAUUCCACAAACAACCUCACCAGUCUCAAACACUCACCACACACAAAAACGCACCUUCGGCCUCCCAUCACUAUCCUCCUUCCUCCCCUCCUCCCCAAACGGCAACGGCGGCAACGACUCCUCCUCAAAGCGCGUCCUAACCGCAACCCGCACACUCCCCUACACACCAGCCCUCCUCUUCAAAGUAAUCUCCUCCGUCGAAUCCUACUCCCAAUUCCUUCCCUUCCUCAACGAAUCCACCGUCACAGCCCGCGACCCGAAAACAGGGUAUCCAACACAAGCCUUCCUCACGGUGGGCUACGGCCCGCUCAGCGAGACGUUUACGUCGCGCGUGGAUUGUGAUCCUGCUACUUGGACUGUUGAGGCGCGGAGUGGGGCGAAGUACGGUGAUGGGAAGGCUGGUGGGAGUGGGAGUGGGUUGAGUAGUUUCUUCCCUGGUGCGUCGGAGGGAAUCUUUGAGUAUCUUUCUACGAGGUGGGAGCUUGUUCCUGUGCCUGGCGCUGGUGGGGAGGGCUCGGGGUUACCGCAGACGAAGGUUAAUUUGGAGGUGCGGUUUGAGUUUCGGAAUCAGUUGCAUGCGACUGUUAUGGGGGCUGUGGAGGGGCAGAUGGCUAGUAUUAUGAUUGAGGCUUUUGAGAAGAGGAUUCGAGAGAGUCAUACGAGGGGGCAAUAG